Molecule: messenger RNA, 645 nt
Organism: Spirometra erinaceieuropaei
Lineage: Eukaryota; Metazoa; Platyhelminthes; Cestoda; Diphyllobothriidea; Diphyllobothriidae
Source: the annotation of a GenBank genome assembly
AUGGCUGCCCACACCUACGAGACGAUCCAAGAAUUAAACUUCACAGCCGCCAAGAUAGCCGCCCACACCGGAGACAAGGCUAGCCGCGAAUUGAUUGAAGCCUGGGUCCCAGAUGAAAGCCCAGUCAUUGUACCGAUCUAUCGCCGGCAUACAAAGCCCUGUUCAGUCACUUCCAGACCUGCAUCAUUGGCCGUUGAUUGUCUUAACUGCUCGUCAGGGUUCUCAACUGGCACCCAACUCUCAUCUAUGGCAGAAAUUCGGAUGCUCUGGAGGAUUCACGCACAUGGCGCGUCAACUCCACGGCGGGGUGUUGGCGCGCGUCACGGACGACGGGAUCGUCUUAGAGGCAUUCGCGCUGAUCAACGGAUGAGGCAGGGCUGCGCACUCUCCCCCGCCAUCUUAACCCUCAUGUUCUUUGUCAUACUGAUGGAAGCCUACCGUGAUGAGCGCCCCGGAUCCGUAUCACCCACAGGACCGAUGGGCAUCUUCUCAGCAGUCAGCACAUGCAGGCCCAAAUACGUCGCUCCACGACUAUCGUCCAGGAUCUGCUCUUCGCAGGCGAAUAUGCACUCCACACCGCAACGGAACCAGGUAUGCAACGGAACAUGGAUUUCUUCGCCUUCGUCGGCGCCAACAUCGGGCUGA